ACUUUAUCAAAUUUUGUGUCAUUCAUGCAGUUGUUAUGGACAUUAAUAUCAUGUCACAAUUGAUUUCUCUUCUAUUAUUGAUGUUUGAUCCAAACAAUCAAUGCAAUUUUUGAUCCUGUUGUAUCCCAAUAAGUGGGUGUGGCCAGAUUUACCACACCUAGGUGGCACUCUCUCCAACUCUCUAUCUUGCUUGAUCUAUGGCAUCCUCUUUCUCUACACUAACUCCCUUGCUUUUCUUCUCCACUAGAUUUUCCAUAUUUUCUUCAGUAAUCUGUGCUUUUUCCUGCCCUUCAUCUUUAACUCCCAUACAUUCCAUUGAAGAUCCCCAUUGUCACCCCCUAAGCACAUGUUCAAGGCAUCUCAUUCCAUUUCUUAACCAUCUUAACUAUUGUUUCCAACUACUGUUUGAAGUAGUUCUUACUUAUUUCAUGACAGGCAUCAGUGCUUUUGUUCAAAGUAAAGAUUUUCCAAACACGUAUGAAGUUCACAGUUAUAAUAUUUAUCUUUUUCCAACGUCUUUUGGCCAAAUUGAUGCUAGAUUCACAUGCCAGGCCUCAAGUUUAGAGUUUCUAUGUAACCACAAGUUUGAUUUCAAUAAGUUUAUAAAAGAAGGCGUUUCAUUUCUGAAUAAAACGCAGAAGGAGGAACUUAGAGAAUUGUGCGUGAAUAAUCACCUUAAAAUUGCUGGUACUUUGAACAGAAUUUUAGAAAGAGAUUUCAUCACUCCCCAAUGUGAAGAAAUUGAGAAAUGGUUGAAGGAAAACAAGGAGAAUAUUUUAGUUUUGGAAUGCAAAGAAGCAUUCUUACAAUUCUUGUUGUACCAAGAAGUGAGGAAAAAGUUCCCAAAUCUGACGUGUGACAUCGGAACUCAGGGAAAGUUGCAGGUGAAGAAGAACUCAGAAAAAGUUGAUGUCGAGAACUACAAGGAACAAAUAAAUCGAAUUGUCGAGCAUUGUUGUGGCUUUUCGAGAGUUUUCGAUUUACUGGUAAAAUUCAAGAAGCCUCUCCUUGGACACAACAUCUUCACCGAUGUUUUGUUUAUGUAUGAAAAAUUUCACAAGGCCCUUCCAGAUGAAUACCAUCAAUUCAAAAGAGAUAUUCAUGAACUUUUCCCCUGCAUCAUCGACACCAAACACUUGGCUUAUUCACUUGGCAGACAGGACAUCUUGCGAGAGUCGGGGUUGUUUAAAAAAACAAGUCUGGAAGAACUGUAUACUGAAUUGAGCAGUCAUAAAGGCCUGUAUUACGUAUUAUACACUCCGACAAUAAUCCAUUCGAAGAACUGUCAAAAAUACGCUAACACUUGUAACGCUCAUGAGGCCGGCUAUGAUGCCUAUAUUUGUGGCUAUAUCUUCAUAAGAAUGGCUCACAUCCUGACGGCGAAAUUGUUAGGGGCAAAUAUGGAUGGUCCUUUGGAGUUUCAUCAAUACUUUGACAGUGUUGAAAAUUGGUGCAACAAGAUAAACUUACCUCGUGCAAGAACUCUUUAUUUGAAUUUGGUUGGUGAUGAUCCUGAAAUUACGAGACCACACUGGAUUCAUAUUUCACAGCGUGGCCGCUUUAAAAAGAUAACUGCCGCUCAGAUAAUGAAAGAAUUAGAAAGAUUUGGUUCUUUAGAUGUGAAAGUACUGGAUAAUAGAAGGGCCCUGGUAGCUACAAGUCAUUUUCAAGUUUCCAGGAGAGUUUUUACUGCUUUUCGACGGCACAAGAAACUGAAAGUUAGAAAAUACUAUCCACUUUUUGAUAACCCAAGAUUUCGAGCAUUUUUAUGGGCAAGUGGAGUAACAACUGCCAUUCUCACCUUGUUUAUAGGCGGAGUAGCCGCAUUGUAUUAUGGGAAACGUACCAUGAACAAUGGACGACAGUUGUGAAGGAAACACGAUAACCUCAUCAGUUGCUAAGAACACGAACACCGACCAAUCCAUUUUGUGAAUGCUGAAUUCUUUUUAAUUACCACAAUGCAUAACAUAUUGGCACUAGGAGCUUACGUAAAACUUGAUGACAUAAUAGUUGUAUAAUUAAAUAUAAAUCUAUCUAUUCUUAUAAGAAAAA
This is a messenger RNA of Xenia sp. Carnegie-2017, 2052 nucleotides long. Its product is annotated as poly(A)-specific ribonuclease PNLDC1-like. The record is from RefSeq and is a predicted model, not a curated record. The transcript is spliced from 20 exons. Gene Ontology annotation, biological process: nuclear-transcribed mRNA poly(A) tail shortening. Gene Ontology annotation, cellular component: endoplasmic reticulum; cytoplasm. The coding region runs from base 198 to 1871 and encodes 557 amino acids. NCBI's taxonomy places the organism in Eukaryota, Metazoa, Cnidaria, Anthozoa, Malacalcyonacea, Xeniidae. Gene Ontology annotation, molecular function: poly(A)-specific ribonuclease activity; RNA binding.